AUGGGCCCCUGUACCGCCUCCUCAUGCUGCUGCCAGGCCCGUAAUCUGCCAUGGGCCCCCGUACCAACUCCUCAUGCUGCUGCCAGGCCCGUAAUCUGUCAUGGGCCCCUGUACCGCCUCCUCAUGCUGCUGCCAGGUCCAGAGUGUGUCAUGGGUCCCUGUACCGCCUCCCAUUGCUGCUGUCUCCAUCGCCACACUCUGCCAUGUGCCACUUUCAGGUCUCCUCACACUGCUGGUGGGUUUCCAUUUUGUCAUAGGGUGCUGUAUGGCCUCCCAUUGCUGCUGCCUCCACCGCCACACUGUGGCUCCACACUCUGGUUUUGGCCCCGUGACUGCCCAAAUGAGUGAAGUGUGCGGUGAUUCUAAGAUCGACGGCACUCAUCUGCAUGUCAUACUGACUGACAGUAUUAUUUCUCUUCCCCAGCAGACUCCAAGGGCAUUUAAAUUAAAGGUACAGUGUUCUGCACUAAUAUAA
This is a messenger RNA of Staurois parvus, 475 nucleotides long. The record is from the annotation of a GenBank genome assembly. NCBI's taxonomy places the organism in Eukaryota, Metazoa, Chordata, Amphibia, Anura, Ranidae.